This is a messenger RNA of Cheilinus undulatus (humphead wrasse), 2440 nucleotides long. RefSeq names its product protoporphyrinogen oxidase (gene ppox). Lineage: Eukaryota; Metazoa; Chordata; Actinopteri; Labriformes; Labridae. The coding region runs from base 263 to 1693 and encodes 476 amino acids. Gene Ontology annotation, biological process: heme biosynthetic process. The record is from RefSeq and is a predicted model, not a curated record. Gene Ontology annotation, cellular component: mitochondrial inner membrane. Gene Ontology annotation, molecular function: protoporphyrinogen oxidase activity, oxygen as acceptor. The transcript is spliced from 13 exons.
CGUUGUUGGUGUUUCCAGGGGACAGUUUACUUUGUAGCACCUCUGUCUGUUACAUCAGUUAGUGUUAUAAGUCAUUUCAGUUCACCUCUGGGAUCAUAGACAUGUUUAAUACAUGAGUAAAAUAACCGUUUUAAUGAUCUUUACAAAGCUAAUGCUAACGGCAAUCAAACCGGAAAAACUCACCUGGAUGGUUGUUUAUCACCUGGAUGACUCACUCUCUGUCAGGUAGAUUCCUCCUACAGCUGCAGCUGGAGAACGGCCAAUGAGAACGGUUGCAGUCCUCGGAGGGGGGAUCGGGGGUCUGGCAGCUUCGUACUACCUCAGCAAGAGCCCCCAGGUUACCAAGGUUGUUCUGUUGGAGUCCAGCGGGCGGUUUGGGGGCUGGCUGUGGUCCACCAGGAGGCCAGACGGUGCGGUUUUUGAACAUGGACCCCGAGGGAUCAGACCUGCGGGGGCCGUGGGACGAAACACGCUCAACAUGGUGGAGGAGCUCGGUCUGACAGACGAGAUUCUACCUGUCACCUAUGCUCAUGUCGCCUCUAAGAACAGAUUUCUGUACAUCAACAACCAGCUGCACAGGAUGCCUUCAGGGCCCAGCGGUCUCUUUCAGACCGUCCCGCCGUUUUCUCGCCCCCUCCUGCUGAGUGGCAUAAAGGAAAUCUUUAUGAAGAGAGGGAAGCAGGAAGAUGAGUCAAUCCAUGCAUUUGUUUCCAGGAGGCUGGGACAAGAGCUGGCCGACAUCGCUAUCGACAGUCUUUGUCGUGGCGUGUUUGCAGGCGACUGCAGGAAGCUGAGUAUUCGCUCCUGUUUCCCGAUCCUCUACAACGCAGAGCAGAGAAGGGGUUCCAUCAUACUGGGGAUGCUGCUGGGAUCAGGUCCAGGUCCAGAGGUCCGUCCUGGUCGUCUUGCUCAGCGGUCUCUCUCAGAGUCGUGGGCUCAGUGGUCUCUGAUCAGAGGAAUUCAGUCUCUCCCAGAGUCACUGGCAGACUUCCUGCAGAGGAGUGGGAAGGUUCAUCUCCACCGGGACGCCGCUGUGAGACAGGUCACACCGUCAGAGAGCGGCUGGAAGAUCCAUUUGGAGGAUGGCGUUGUAUCAGCUGAUCACAUUAUCUCUGCUCUGCCUGCUAAAGCUCUGUCCUCAGCCCUCCCCUCCUCCUGUCAGCCAAUCAUAGAGCAGCUGCAGGACAUCUCCAUGGUAACGGUAGCUGUGGUAAAUCUGCAGUAUGAGGGCUCCAUCCUUCCUGUAACGGGUUUUGGUCACCUGGUUCCUUCAUCAGAGGAUCGAGGUCUGCUCGGGGUUGUUUAUGAUUCUGUCCCGUUUCCUGAGCACAACCGACCUGAAGGACACACAACCAGACUGACAGUGAUGAUGGGCGGAGCCUGGUUCCAGGAAACAUUCGGAGACGUUGAUUCAGUAUCAGAGGAGGAUCUUUUAAAGAGAGCUACUGAGGCUGUGCAGACUCACCUGGGAGCAACGGUGGCACCGAGCUGGAGCAGAGUGUUCAUACAGAGGGAUUGUAUUCCCCAGUAUUAUCUGGGACACCAUCAAAAAGUAGAGUCCAUGCGCAGCUUCAUUAAGAAGAAUAACCUGCCGCUGUCUCUGAUUGGUUCAUCCUUUGAUGGCGUGUCUGUGAAUGAUGUCAUCUUCAGUGGAAGGAGAGCCGUGGAGGAGCUGCUGGGAGCUGUAGUGUGAUUAACACUGGAGUAUGCAUUUGACUGUUACUGUUUACAAAGAGUAGAAACAGGUGAAAUAAGUCUUCUUUAACUCCAGCACCAUCUAACAGCAUGGCGUCAGACUGCAGGAACAAAUGCCUCUUUAACGCCUCUAAGUUCUCUUAAAGCACAAAAUAUUUAAACCUGAUCUUCAGUCACUAAAGCUCGACUUCAGCUAAUGCUACAAACAGCUGUGAAUGUAAAAAUACUGUUCAGUUUUUUUGUUUAAAGUGCCACUGUGUAAAAUAAGUAAUUUUAUAUAGAGUAAUUUAAGUAAAAAGCUUGUUACUGACAUGUUUGUUGGUUUUUUAUUUACCUUACAUUGGUAUCAGUCUGGAUUUAACAGUUCCUAAACCGUCCAUUCAUGUAAAUAUGAUACCACUGAGUCUAUGGUCUUCAUCUGUAGUUUCCAGUCUUCUUCUAUGCAGCAUGAUGUUAGCUGAGUGAAUUAUGGUCUCACUUAAACAACAUCCUUGUUGGUCGUUUAGGUACCCAGGAGAAAUCCUUAAAGCUCUUCAAUGUGUAGUGAAUACAAUUUUUAUAUAUGAUAGCUCCGACUGCAUACAGAGGAGGUCUGGGGUGUCUUUGUCUGGACUGGAUUGGUUGUGCAGACGCACCGGCAUGUAUUAAAGACUGCUACAUCAGCUGACGCAUCUGCUAUAUUCUUAGUAAAUAAAAAGCAUGGGUUUAUGUCCGUCCAGCCUCACUCAGAGUGAUGGGGAUUGUG